Molecule: messenger RNA, 597 nt
Organism: Penicillium oxalicum
Lineage: Eukaryota; Fungi; Ascomycota; Eurotiomycetes; Eurotiales; Aspergillaceae
Exons: 1
Coding region: 1-597 (198 amino acids)
Source: RefSeq, a predicted model, not a curated record
AUGACUCCUCCAACGCCCAGGGUCACGCUCGCUUGCGAUGUGAAUGGGCACAAGAUCACGUCAGGUUUCGUGGAAGACUCAAGCGCACUUCCCUCGUGCUUGGUUUCCGUUCCAAUCGAGAUUGCAGGUGCCUGGAAAGGGGCGGGCACGGUGCGAGGAACUGAAAGCUUGUACCUUCUUUUCGAAAAGCUUAGCAUAGCUUCCGACGCGAAUCACAGGUCUCAUGGCGCCCAGGUGAUCGAGCAACAGCUCCGCGAUACCCGCAGAUUGGUCUUCGUGGUUGGCAUUGAAUGCUCGGACACCCGUGGGCUCGUCUGGCCUGGUUGCGCUCGGACAGGUGGGUACUGGAUCAUCUCCACCCUCUCUGCACUCCACCGUGCCCUGAAGGAAGCCCCGUCAGGCCCAAGCUCCGGCCCAAAUGCCAAUGGACAGGACAGGCACACUCCACGUGGGGUAUCUGUUGGCUAUGGGUAUGGGUUGACAGUACCUCGUGGCGACUUGACAGUAUUGGGGUAUAACAACCGCAAUCGGGACGGUCAGCUCGGUGGGCUUGAGAGCCCCGAGCCAGCUCGGCCGAUAUGUCUCCAAGAAGUGUAG